This is a messenger RNA of Lactuca sativa (garden lettuce), 1432 nucleotides long. Its product is annotated as GDSL esterase/lipase At1g28590. The record is from RefSeq and is a predicted model, not a curated record. NCBI's taxonomy places the organism in Eukaryota, Viridiplantae, Streptophyta, Magnoliopsida, Asterales, Asteraceae. Gene Ontology annotation, molecular function: hydrolase activity, acting on ester bonds.
UGGAUACAAGUCCCCAUAAGUUAGGAACCAAAAGAGUUGGACUUAGAAUACAGGAAACUUCAUUUUGCGGGCUUCUUCUUUCUUCGUAUAACGAGAAUUUUUGGAGUUUCUUUUAAUGGCGCUUUCAUUGAGUUCUAUGUCCUUCACAAGCUUCUUCGUUUUUUAUAUUAUACAACAGUUAUGUGGCGGUAGUUUGUAUGCAAAUGGAUGUUAUACGUCCAUCAUCAACUUUGGUGACUCCGUAUCAGACACGGGUAACAUUAAAGAACUGGCCUCUAUAUCCGACGUGACCCUUCCGGUUCUUCAGCCUCCUUACGGCGAAACCUUUUUUCAUCAACCCACCGGUCGAUGCUCCAAUGGACGCCUCAUCAUCGAUUUUCUCGCUGAGAGUCUCGGGUUGCCAUUUCUACCACCGUUUUUGCACGAUAAGGAGACUAACAAUACGGAGUACAUGGGACAAGGAGUUAACUAUGCUGUGGGGGCUGCUACAGCAUUGGAUACAUCAUAUUUUAUAGAAAGAGGAAUUUCUACUCCCAUCUUAAGUACAGAUUUGGGGCUACAAUUGGCAUGGUUUAAACAAUCUUUAUCUUCUAUUUGCAGCAACAUUUCGGAUUGUAGAAACUUAGUUGGACGUUCUUUGAUCAUGAUGGGGGAGAUUGGUGGAGGCGAUUACAACAAUAUAGUAAUGGAUGCAAGACCAAUCAAAGAAAUUGAAUCAAGCAUUCCUCUUGUUAUUGAUUCCAUCAUCUCAGCAGUCAUUGAAUUGAUUGAUUUGGGGGCUCAAACACUGGUUGUUCCAGGAAUCUUUCCACUUGGAUGUUCUUCUUCAUUUUUAUCAUUACGUGGUUCCGAAAACGAAGAGUAUGAUAAUACAACUGGUUGCCUCGUCCGGUUUAAUAAAAUUGUCGAAUACCACAACCAACUGUUGCAAACAAAAUUAAAUCACCUUCAAGAGCUUCAUCCUAAUGUCAUCAUCAUCUAUGCUGACUACUAUAAUGCCGCCAUGCAAAUUUUCCGUUCUCCUUAUAAAUUUGGAUUUACAGACGGAGCUCUAAAAGCCUGUUGUGGAAGUGGAGGUCUAUAUAACUACAACAAAUCUGAACCAUGUGGAAGUACAUUUGCAACUGUGUGUGAUGACCCAAAUAUGUAUGUUGACUGGGAUGGAUUACACUAUACCGAGAGGGCAUAUAGAAUAAUUUUCAAGAGUUUAUUUCAAGGGCCGUAUACUACACCCCAAUUUAGUUCCUUGUGUCCAGUAUCAACAUCAUAACUUGGAGUUGGUUAUUUCAAGAUAAGGAAAUGCAACGUUGAUAUAUUGGAGCUAAAAUGUGAUUUAUAGAUAUUUCACAAAAUUUACAGUUUAUGUAAUAUAUAUAUAUAUAUAUAUAUAUAUAUAUAUAUAUAUAUAUAUAUAUAUAUAUAUAUAUAUAUA